CGCAACCCCCCACCCCACCCAGGACGCGCCAGGCUGUGAGUGAGCGCUCGAGAGUAUUUCCACCGCACGAGAGAGUGAAAUACAACAGUCAAACCGCAGAAAGAGAGAGAGAGGGAGACACACACACAUCGGCACAACCGGAGCAGCUUUUCAAUGAAUUACACAGCAGCAACAUGCGCUUCACCGCCACGCCUGCCCUGAACAUCACAGCAAACUAGGAUACAAGGUCCCCCGGCGGGCUGGUUCCUCUCUGUGUUCAAUCACCUCCUUUAUUUCUUCUGCUCUGAACUCCAGAAGCCUUUUGAGGGGUGAGAUCAUGGCACCGUUUUCCUCUCGACGCUCUUCCAUCCUCUUUCUGAGUCUCGUCCUCGUCCUUUCUCUGCCCCCAUCCUGUUCUCCCGAAUCCCAGCGCGAAGAACCGUCUCUCCCGCCCUCCUUCGCUCCUUCAGCGUUUCCCUCAGAGCUCUCCUAUAACGUGAGCGAUGACAGCGAUGGACCCGUUCCUAAAAAAAAGUGCAGCGAACCUGUGGAGUGCAAGCCUGGAAUCGUCCUUCCCGUUUGGAUGCCUGUCAAUCCCAGUCUCGGAGAGCAGAUCAUGCGGGCCGUCAUCUAUUUCGCCGCGCUCAUGUACAUGUUUCUGGGAGUGUCCAUCAUCGCCGACAGAUUCAUGGCAUCCAUCGAGGUCAUCACGUCACAGGAGAAAGAAGUGACCAUCACCAUGCCCAGCGGAGAAACGUCGGUGGCCACUGUGAGAAUCUGGAACGAGACUGUGUCCAAUUUGACCCUGAUGGCUCUUGGAUCCUCCGCCCCUGAAAUUCUCCUGUCAGUCAUUGAGGUGUGUGGUCAUGGUUUUAAGUCCGGUGAGCUGGGUCCAGGCACCAUUGUGGGCAGCGCUGCCUUUAAUAUGUUUGUGAUCAUUGGAAUCUGUGUGUGGGUGAUUCCUGAAGGCGAGGUGAGGAAGAUUAAACAUCUGAGAGUCUUCUUCAUCACCGCGUUCUGGAGUAUCUUCGCUUACAUCUGGCUCUACCUGAUCCUGGCUGUCAUCUCACCUGGAGUCGUAGAGAUAUGGGAAGCUCUUGUCACUCUCUGCUAUUUCCCCGUUUGUGUAAUCCUGGCGUGGAUCGCUGACCGGCGCCUCCUUUUCUACAAGUACAUGUCCAAACGCUACCGUGCCGACAAGAGAACAGGUGUUGUUGUUGAGACAGAGGGGGAGUUGACCCCCAAAGGGAUGGAGAUGAUGAUGGACGGCAAGUUUCCACUGAGGGGUGGAGCCAUAGGGAUCGGCACACAGGAACAUUACCAAGAUGGGACCGGCAAUACAACAGGCACCAUGGCAACUCUACCCAACUCCAACAGCACUACCGUUUACAUGGAAGGUGCCAAGGAGCUGGACGAGAGCCGUAAAGAAGUGAUUCGUAUCCUGAAAGACCUGAAGCAGAAAUAUCCAGAUAAGGAGCUGGAUCAGUUGGUAGACUUGGCCAACUACUACGCCCUCCUUCAUCAGCAGAAAAGCCGUGCCUUUUAUCGUGUCCAGGCCACGCGCAUGAUGAUCGGGGCCGGUAAUGUGCUGAAGAAGCACACGGCGGAUCACUCUCGCCGCACUGUUGUGGUGGGCGGCAACGAGCCUCUGGAGGAGACCGAUCUGGCCGUCUGUAGCCACAUCUCCUUCGAGACGGCGUCUGUCCAGUGCAUGGAGAACUGCGGCACCGUCAUGAUACCUGUGGUGUGCCGAGGAGGCCUGGGGGAGAGCACUUUCUACAUCGACUACUGUACAGAAGAUGGCACCGCCAACGCUGGAUCAGAUUACAAGUACUGCGAAGGGACGCUGGUGUUCAAACCUGGAGAAACCAGGAAAGACAUUAAGGUGGGAAUCAUCGACGAUGACAUCUUUGAGGAAGACGAACAUUUCUUUGUGCGUUUGCUGAAUCUGCGUAUCGGUGAUGCGGAGGGCAUGUUUGAGAGUGACGACACGGAUCAGGGUCCCAAGGCCCGGCUGGUGGAACCGCUGAUGGCUACGGUCACCAUCCUGGACGACGACCACGCGGGGAUCUUCACUUUUACAGACCACCUGGUGCGAGUGAGCGAGAGCGUGGGCACCAUGGAGGUGACGGUGGUCCGGAACUCUGGUGCCCGCGGAACCGUGAUCAUUCCGUACCACACGGAGCCCGGAACGGCCCACGGGGGAGGGGUCGACUACGAGGACACACGCGGGGAGCUGGAAUUCGCCAACGACCAGACAACUCAGACCUUUCAGGUGAGGAUCAUUGAUGAUGAAGAGUACGAGAAACAUGAGAAUUUCUUCAUCGUUCUUGAGGAACCUCGCUGGCUGAAGAGGGGCAUCUCAGCCCUGCUGCUGAACCAAGAGGAUCCGGAGGCACAGUUGAGCGCGGAGGAGGAGGAGGCCAGGAAGAUAGCGGAGAUGGGCAAACCUGUUCUGGGGGAGCACAGCCGGCUGGAAGUGGUGAUCGAGGAGUCCUAUGAAUUUAAGAGCACCGUUGAUAAACUGAUCAAGAAGACUAACCUGGCGCUGGUCAUCGGCACUCAUUCCUGGCGAGAGCAGUUUGUGGAUGCAGUGACCGUCAGUGCAGGUGAUGGAGACGAUGACGAAGAUGAGGGUCGAGAGGAGCGUCUCCCGUCCUGCUGCGAUUACGUCAUGCACUUCCUGACAGUGUUCUGGAAGGUUCUGUUCGCGUUCGUUCCGCCCACGGAGUACUGGAACGGAUGGGCCUGUUUCGUGGUGUCCAUCAUUGUAAUUGGCCUCCUCACUGCUGUCAUCGGAGACCUGGCGUCUCACUUCGGCUGCACUGUCGGCCUUCGCGACACCGUCACCGCAGUCGUGUUCGUGGCUCUGGGCACUUCUAUCCCAGACACAUUCGCCAGUAAAGUCGCCGCUACUCAAGAUCAGUACGCAGACGCCUCCAUCGGAAACGUCACCGGCAGCAAUGCCGUCAACGUGUUCCUGGGCAUCGGCGUGGCCUGGUCUGUGGCGGCCGUGUACUGGGCCAUCAAGGGCAAGAGUUUUCUCGUGGACCCCGGAUCCUUGGCCUUCUCCGUCACACUCUUCACUAUCUUUGCCUUCGUCUGCAUGGGUGUACUACUGUUCCGGCGCCGGCCGUCAAUCGGAGGAGAGCUGGGCGGCCCUCGUGUCUCGCGCAUACUCACUACACUCCUCUUUCUGGGCCUGUGGUUCCUCUAUAUCCUCUUCUCCAGCCUUGAGGCCUAUUGCCACAUCGAGGGCUUCUGAACGGCUUUGCAGAGAGAGAGAGAGAGAGGUUCUGAGGCUCGGAGCCAAGAAGCUACACACAUCAACACAAAUUUGCACACACACUUACAAAACACGUAUAUUUGGUGAGUCGUUGAAUACAAGGAUCGUUCAAAUUAGAUGCAUCCAAGAACCCUGGUAGAGAAUUUGAGGUGGAAGAAGUUUAGAGAAAAACAACAAGAGAUGGACGAUGUUUGAGAAGGAGUUUAUGAAUGCAAAGCAUGUAGCAAAAUGGAAAGAAAGAAGAAAAAAGAGUGUAAAGCACUAAAACAAAAGAGGGAGCGAUGAUGUCAAAUAGUCUUUUCGUCUCUCGAGCUCAUGGGCAGAACUGACGACUUUUGUUUAGCACUGCAGACAUUGUGACAUAACAGGCUUUUUACGGUUCAAGGGCACAAUACAUCAGAAACGCCAACUAUAGCGAUGGCACUUUAGAUGCUAAUAAAAAUGCCCAGUAAUAGAGCAGCAGUUUUGCUUGGGCUGUGUGCAUCAUUCUUUAAGAUCGCUGCUUGACAGAUCGCACAAUAUGACUCAAGAUAGAUGUAAAAUGCGCGUCACAUUAGACUUUCAAGCAUGCAAAAUGACUUUAGACCCUGCCUGCAAUGACUAUGCACAGCAGGAUAUGAUGUCAGGCUCUAGGGCGUCUUGUUUUAAUAAGUAAUAAAAUAUAAAUAACUGAUAAUACCACCUAACAAAUUAAAUUGAAAUGGUACUGCACAGCUAAUGUUUCAGCUUGAGUGUUGAUGUCGGACUGCUCAUUCAUCAGAGCCAACGCUAAUUUAAUUUUAUAGUGACGUGACAGGAAUGCGAAAUUACAAAAAUAUUGUCCGGAAAUCAGACUUAGCUGUUUAUUAGUGAUGAUGAGACACUAAGCGAUCAAAGACUAUACUUGUGUUGUGCCCAAAAUCAAAAAUUGGCAAAAUAGUGGCCGCGUCAGCUCAUGGACGGAAGAAUGAUUGAAGAAGGAUCUAGAAAGUUACAGGCUCAAUAUUCUGCUAGUGGAUCCAGAUAUUUUCAUUUAGUUUUACAUGAACACUUGUUCAACGUCUCACACACAGUGUCAUGACUGAAGUGGAACACUGCCCUCUGUGACAUCAUAAGGAUUUGAAUCUUCAAUUGUUACAUUCAUUCCGCGCUUUCUGCUGCCUAGAGACAAUGGAACUCUCUCGAUGACAUCAUAAUGAUUUGAAUCUUCAAUUGUUCAUUCUGCCCAGAGACAAUGGAACUCUCUCUAUGUCCUACGCGUCCUAUGUCAAGAAGUGUCAGUGUAAAAAUCCCAACCGGAAGACACCCCGCCGUCAUCUCCAUAUCUCCAAGCCUAUACUGGGAUGUGCGUGAAACUGACUUCCUCUCUUUAGAAUCAGACCACAGCAGUGUUCAGAGUACGCUAAGAAUAAAAGACGUCUCCAUCGAAUGGAGUUCAGUCCAGUCAAAGUAACUGAGAGUUUAUCUUCUUCUUAAUACAGGUGCAAAUCACGUUUAUUCGAUGCAUCCAAGUUCUCGUAACAAAGAUUCGCCAUUGUGUAAACCUGUCUGGGGCUUCUAACAAUUUAAAGAGCUGCGCAUCGAUUGGUUCUUCAUGAUCUCAUUAUGCGUGGUGCUGAAAGCUGAUUGGUCCUUGAAUCGUCUGGUCCCUGACAGAUUCACAAUAAAAUGUUGUUUACUCGUAGAGCACUCAGGAUUGUGUGUGCGUGUACGUUAAGGGGAUUCUAACCGUUUUUAUGUCGUCGGCCCAUCUGUCCGGUCUGUAGAUGUUUGUAAAAAGCUGUGUGACGUGUGUAUCUGUGCUAGUCAAUCGAAAUGCAUGAUUGAGUUCAUAUUGGCGGAUCUAUAGUGGCAUGCGUUGACUCUGAAGACAUGCAUGAAUUUGAAGUUUACAAUGUUUGAACGAUUCUGCGACUACAAUGAUGGCUGCCAGAUCUCUUAUGAUAUUUUAGUGUGAGAUCAGUACUUAAUUACGAAGAUUUGAUUUAUUGAAGAACAGAUCAGGAUUUCUUCUUAUUUUCAAGAAUAAAAAAAA
Messenger RNA from Pimephales promelas (fathead minnow), 5279 nucleotides. It is a transcript of the gene slc8a2b, whose product is annotated as solute carrier family 8 member 2b. Gene Ontology annotation, cellular component: axon; postsynapse; sarcolemma. Lineage: Eukaryota; Metazoa; Chordata; Actinopteri; Cypriniformes; Leuciscidae. The record is from RefSeq and is a predicted model, not a curated record. Gene Ontology annotation, biological process: sodium ion transmembrane transport; calcium ion import across plasma membrane; cell communication. Gene Ontology annotation, molecular function: calcium:sodium antiporter activity.